This is a messenger RNA of Lycium ferocissimum, 2659 nucleotides long. RefSeq lists its product as uncharacterized. The transcript is spliced from 2 exons. Lineage: Eukaryota; Viridiplantae; Streptophyta; Magnoliopsida; Solanales; Solanaceae. Bases 2044 to 2475 code for a protein of 143 amino acids. The record is from RefSeq and is a predicted model, not a curated record.
UUCCAUUAAAGCUAUGUUGGCAAUUUGAGUCUAUUUGCAUAAUUAACUGUGCUUAUUAAUUGUUUAUUUGGUUAAUUAAUCUUAAGUUGACUAUGAUUAAGGGGUUAAAUUAAUUAAUCUUUUCUUAAUUGUGUUCAGUUAUUAAAAUAAGUGUCAGGCCCUCGUGCUUAUACACAUAUAUACACGGAUAUACUUGAGUGUACAUGUAUAUCACAUGUAUAUACAUAUGUAUUUAGGGCCCAUUUUUCCUAUCUCUUUAAAGCUAGCCAAGCCCGAUCCAAUAAAGACCACGACCCGGCCCAAACCAAGUCUUAAAGGGGUAAUACCCCGUUUUAUUCCUUCAGCAACCAAACGAACCUUUACGCAUAAAAGAGGGUUUCCUUAGCUGCUCUCGGUCUCUUCCUUUCUCAUACGCCAUUUGUUGCCAAAUAUGGCAUCAGAACAGUGUACUAUUGCUUGUUUCAGAGAUUGGUCAUCCGCUUUGGGUAGAACAAUUAAUGUUCUACCCUCUCUCUUACCAAACGCCACCGUUGAAUCACCAAAGAGGUGAGGUUGCCCCUCUUUUAUGCUUUUGCUGCAUUUUUCAACGGUCAUAGACUGCUUUCUCUUAAUUAUUUUUGUUGUAUUGUGAUUUGAAUCCGCGAUUCCUAUUGGUUCUUGAAGAAUCUCGCAGAUUGACUAUGCUUAAGCCAAAUCUGGCCAUUAAUUUGCUUAUAUGUUUGAUUUCUGGCUGUAGGAUGUGGUUUGGAGAGAAGUUAUUUUAAAAAUUGCUAUACUCCCACAUCGGUCACAAAUUAGGGUUUUUGAGAAUUAGGGGUUCUAUAUAAAGAACCCCAUUUCUACCAUUUGAAGAGAAAGCAACUGAAAAUAUCACUUGCACACAAAAAGACUCGAAAUACCUAGGGUUUCAAUCAAUUUGAGACCUUUAAUUUUUCUAAGUCAAGUUAAGUUUUUAUAUCUUUGUUCUUCUUUGUUUUGUGGCUGAGUUCUGAGCUUGGGUGGAGUAGCUAGGGGUCUCCAAGUCCAUUCUCAACAAAAAGGCUGCACAAAAAAGAGGUAAAAUGGCGCAAAAUUCGAAAGAAAUUCAACAAGUUCAAGGCGAGGAGGAGGUUCCCGCUUAUGAGAAAUUUCCAACACCCGAGAGCUACCAGUUGUACUUACAGUAGUUGCCCAUGUCCGUAUUAUUAGAGCGGGGCUUCAAUAUAACCAAUGGGGACAAACGGUCUUCGGAUUUUCUCGCUUGGUUAGAUCGAAUGAAGCAGAACCGUCUGGUUGAGGAUCCCGAUUUUUGCAAUGUAAGUUGGGUGAGGGAGUUUUACGCUAUGUUGCCUAUGGUGGACUGGGAUUCUCCUUUCCCAGAGAUCGUUAUCGGGGGGUACUAGAGUGAAGGUGAGACCCAUGGCCAUCAAUAGGGUGUACAACUUGACAAUCAUCCAGAGGAGCCCCUUGCCGCUAAGGCCGCGGAGCAGGACUCGUGGUGGUUGUCUUCGGUAUUGGUUCAUGAGAGUGAGAUGAGGUAUGCCAUUUGGGCCGACGGUAAAAUUGCGAUUUCUAGUGACUGUUUUAUUACGGAGGCAAAGAGGUGGUUGAACAUUAUCUCCCGUAGGGUGCGACAGUCAAAGAAUGUCCGGGAUGUGACUUACCCUCGUGCUUUGGUUGUUACUUGUAUCCUUGCGGACAUACCAGUUAAUGUAGGUUUUCAGGUGGUCGCGGAGUGGAAGGGCUUCUCGAGAAAGGAUGUGCGAGUCUGAUGUUCCCAUUCUUGAUCACCUCACUAUACAAGAGAUUUAAGGUGCCCAGAGAGAAGGCGACGGACGAGUGGGCCCCUAGUGAUAACCUCUUUCACCCGCUUCUGGUGAAAGGUUGGGGUACUACCGUUGUUAGCUGGGAUAGUAGAAAGAGGAAGAAGGUUAGUGAUGCCCGGGAGGGAGGCAGCGGGGCUGAGGCUGAUGACGAGAUCGGUGAUGAGGGCGGUCAGGAGACCGAGGUCGGGCCUCUUGCCUUCAGGGUCCUUUUAAGCGCAUCGAUACGCGCUUUGAUAAGAUGGAGGCCAUGUUUCGGGCGAUGUCCAUGCCAGCUAGUGGUUCCAGUUUAUCAGGUGAUGCUGCCGCCUUUGUCACCAAGGAUGAGAUGAAGGGUUAUUUCAACACCCAGGAGACUAUGGGAGAGUCUUUUGCCUCCAUGCUGACAAUCUAUUCCACCUUGGCCAUAGAUCACAGAAAACUGCGGGAGGAGUUUGAUGCUGAGGUUGCAUGGAACAGAUCCCAGGUCAAAGUGUUCGUUUAUAACUGGAGUGGGACCAAGGCCAUAUGGGACACCAUGCGCCCUGGCGUGUUGGUUCCCAUGGGCGACGAGGACGACUUGGACAGGUAUUCCUUCCUAGAGAUGCACCAUGAGGCUGGUGGUGCGGCUGGGUGGGUGGAGACAGUUAGUAGCUCUGACGAUGAUGACGCCAUGAGCAAGAUGGAUGAUUAGAGACCCCUUUCCCCCCUUUUCCUUUUGGUGAUGUUAUGGUUGCCCAUGUCGGGUUCUGCAGUUUUAGACAAUCUUUCUUUUCCUUUGGUUUGUUUUGUUCCUCCUAUUUGGAUGAUGUUGUGUUUGGUCUUCGGUCAGCCUGGUUCAUGGCUCAUGUUUGGAUAAUUGUUUUGUGAUGUUGAAU